Molecule: messenger RNA, 2857 nt
Organism: Uloborus diversus
Lineage: Eukaryota; Metazoa; Arthropoda; Arachnida; Araneae; Uloboridae
Exons: 3
Coding region: 138-797 (219 amino acids)
Biological process (GO): regulation of tube size, open tracheal system; septate junction assembly
Cellular component (GO): septate junction; membrane
Source: RefSeq, a predicted model, not a curated record
UCAGUAGUCAUAGUAAUGGCGAACGCCGUGUUGUGUUUACGUUGUGAAUCCCGCUCAAUGGACACGCCCAGACUCAUGGAUUUAUGAACUUUCUCCGAUCAUAUUACACUCAAUUAUAACUCAUAACCCCAGUAAUUAUGGCGAGAUUCAAGUCCAGCUCUGUUCGGAUUGCUGCAAACGUAUUCGCCGCGUUUUGUUUUGUUUCCAUAUUCAUAGCUUUUGUGACACCGUACUGGUUGAUGUCAGAUCGCAGGUACUAUGGAGCAGUAUUCGUAAGAUUAGGUCUCUGGGAAACAUGUUUCCGUAGUUUCCAUGAUCCGAGUGAUUUGGCAAUGCGAAAAUAUUACGCUGGAUGCAGAUGGAUUUUAACUGAUGAAUAUCAGAAGCUGAGAGGUUUUAUAGAACAGCCUUUCUUCAUAGCUGUGCAAGUGUUCUUCACUUUUGGUUUUACUGCACUGCUCGUCAGCUGCAUUUUGAUUCUGGCUGCCCAUCUCUGCAUGAGUCCCGAAAAAGAUGCCAUGGUGGUCAGGAUCAUCGCCUUCCUCACAAUGUUUGCGGCUAUUUGUUGCACAAUAGCAGUCAUAGUGUUUGGUGUUCAUGGUGACGGUCGAGAUUGGAUGCCCGAUCCAGAUCAUAACUACUUGUCAUGGUCCUUUGCUCUAGGUGUAGUGGGUGCCUUCUUCAUUUACAUUGCAUCUAUUUUAUUCUUCAUCGAAGCCAGCAAAGCAAAGAAGAGGGAAGAUGCUAUCAACCAUCACGUUUCAUACCACAUGGAGCAAACACACACUAAAGUUUGAUUUUUAGUGUCACGUAGGACAGUGUAUAAGAAUUAUUAAAUUGUUAAGAAACUUUCAGAUGCUAUGGAUAAAUGUUUGAGGGAUAGAACCUCUUCAAACACUGGUUAUAACAUGCUUGCUACAAUUUUAUGAAAUAGUUUCAUAAUUAGUAGCAUUGAGUUAAUCUUAUCUUAAUUUGACCUUAGGCAGUAUUAAAAUUAUUUUGGUUUUGUCAUUAUGUGUUUGAGUCAAAUUGCCAUCCUUGUACUGCCAGCUAACUAAUGACAAGCACUUUUAAAUAGGAAAGCACAUAUUUUUUAAAGGUCAAAUUCUAACUUUAUUUUACCUCAACUCAGACGGAAUAAAACAUAUUAAAAGGAAAAAGUCAUUUUAAAGGGGGACUAGAAUCAAAUUUAUCAAUUGCAGUCCGUCUGUUAAAAUUUGACGAAUAGUAGAAAUGAGUCUGUUGUUCAGAUUAAUAGUGUGUUUUAAUUCCGUCCACAAUGAAACACAUAUUCCGUCCACAUUGGUGCAGAAGAAAACUUUUUUUUAACUAAUAAAAAAUUAUACAGGACAUUUAAAUGGAAAAAAAAAAUGUUCACUUGGUCACUAUUACCACUUAUUACUUGGUCAAUUACUAGCAAAUCACCCAUCAAGGUAUGACAGGUGAACAUUGCUCCUUUAUUUGAAGGAAGCAAUUGCCUGUUUGGUGAUAUUUUAAUAGUUGAAAUUUUUACUGUAACUCCAGUGGAUUAACCCUAAACUACAGUAGAUAACGUUCAUUAUUGACCACUUUCUCGUUCCUUCAUUUUCCUAAAGUGACAAUUAAAACAGUUAAGUUACUGGAUCCAGUUCAGCCUUGUCAAAAUAAAGCAUUUCCCUGCAUGUCAAACAUUACCAAAAAAUAUCAAAUUAUCAUGCUGUGGUGAGAGUUUCAUUGUUGAUGACGUCACUAUUAUAUACAUAUGAGGAUAGUGUUGUAUACACGAUUUGUUAAAUUAAUUUAUUUAAAUAAGUCUAAAUUAAUUUUCUGGAAACAAUUUUGGCAGUAAAGAUUCAACUGCAUAAAUAUUAUUCGAGCCUAGAUUACAUGCAAUUGCAUUUGCUUAUUUUUUCAUCUUUUGCAUUAGUGCAUAUAAAUGCAUAAAAACAACAAAUUUUUUAAAUAAAUGCAUACGAGUGUUGCUGAGUUUUUCACUUUUAAAAACUUAAAUAGUUAAAAACAAUUAUUUUAUUCUUCAGGAAGAAAAAAUAAUAAUAAAGGAGGGGGGGGGGACACAUAGAAUGUCAUUUAGUAAAUAUUCGUCAAAGACACAGUUAGGUUAUAUUUUAAAAUGUUUAACACUAUGCUUUCUAAGAAAAUCUAACUUUAAAAAUACUAGUUUUAUCUCUACAAGAUCAAUUUUCCCGUUUUAUGCAGGAGAAAACUUUUUUUUUUCCGCUGCCUCAAAAUUUCCGAAAAUUUUACUUCUCAAUGUAUAAUUACAAAUAUGAAUUUAGUAAUUAGUAUUUGAUUAAAUAUUUUUUUAGACAAAAAAUUGCAAAAAGACUUUUGUACGAUUUUAUCAUACAUUUUUAGCUACUGAGUUAUUUUACAAUAAAUAAUCAAACUAUUUUUUAGCUAUUUUUGUUAUUGUGAUUUAAUGCAUACAUAUUUAUGAGCAUUUUUUACUCUAGAAAUCAUUUAUUCUAUUGGUGAUAAUGACAUUCCGUCCUUUACCAUGUUUCUUGAAUCUCAUGUAAUGUAUUUUUGUAAAUUGUUAUACAAAAAGUUUAUAUCUUGUCCUAAAAAUGCAUUUUUUACAUGAUAUUUUUUAAACCAACAGUAAUAUGUUAUACAUGAUGUUAUUGAAUUACAUUUCUAUUUAUUGUACUUUAAUUCUUUUAUUUUUAUUUCUUCUUAAGGUGUUGGUUAUGACAUUACUUUGGGGAGAAUAUUUUGAAUGUAUAUUUGUGUUCAUUUAUGCUGAUGAACCCUUUUACUUUUGUGUUAAUUUUUCCUUCUUUUAUCUUGUUUUUCUUAGGUACAGAUGUUGAAACAAAACGUUUUUAUUUGUACAUAAUAAAAAUUUUCUAUAGUA